AUGAUGUUGCGAGGAGGGAGGAGGGUGAUUCGUUUGGCCUCUCGGCACCUGGGGUCCCAUGGCUUCAGCACUGAGAUAUUUGUGAGCAGGCUAUCAUUUUACACAACGGAGGAAGAAUUUAAAAAGGUCUUCUCGCCAUUUGGCACCAUUGAGGAAGUUCGGUUAGUGAGAGACAACCAAACUGGAAGGCCGAAGGGAUUUGGUUUUGUAAGAUAUUCAUCACAAGAGGAGGCACAGAAAGCUAUCAAGGCAAUGGAUGGAAGGGUUCUACGCGGCAGACUGAUUUUUGCAGAGAUGGCAAAGGAACACGGCACUGGAUAG
Molecule: messenger RNA, 321 nt
Organism: Triticum turgidum subsp. durum (durum wheat)
Lineage: Eukaryota; Viridiplantae; Streptophyta; Magnoliopsida; Poales; Poaceae
Source: the annotation of a GenBank genome assembly